Molecule: messenger RNA, 2207 nt
Organism: Labrus mixtus (cuckoo wrasse)
Lineage: Eukaryota; Metazoa; Chordata; Actinopteri; Labriformes; Labridae
Gene: stx19
Product: syntaxin 19
Exons: 5
Coding region: 253-1161 (302 amino acids)
Biological process (GO): exocytosis; synaptic vesicle fusion to presynaptic active zone membrane; intracellular protein transport
Cellular component (GO): SNARE complex; plasma membrane; presynaptic active zone membrane
Molecular function (GO): SNAP receptor activity; SNARE binding
Source: RefSeq, a predicted model, not a curated record
UGUAAAAGUCCUGAUAAACAGUUGAUGGCUGAACUGUUACAGAGUAGUCAAACUCUUACAGAUUCUUAAGGAGAUCUGAAGAUGACAUCAUCAUGUAAGGGAACGUCUUGGAUUACAUUUCUGGUCAACUCAGAAUGGGAGUACUGAGCAGAUGAUCUGUGACGUUUCAAUAACAACAUUAAGCACCCUCUUGUCAGUGUUGACAUGUAUUACAGAUAGAACAACAUCCAGUCUUGAAGACUGUUUUCCACCAUGAGAGACCGCUUAGAGGAACUCCUGCAGAGGGCUCAGGAGUUUUCAGAGGAAGCAAGUGAGAACACCAACCCAUUUUCAGCAGAGGGUGAUAAUGAUGACUCUGUGGCGACCGGGGUCAUAACGCCGCAGGCCGUGGUGUUCGAGGAGGAACCAAUCAUUGAGAAUUUCCUGUCUGAGGCUCAGCAAAUCCGAGAUGAUAUCACGGUGCUGGAAACAGAGGUCCUUAAGUUUGGCCAGCAGCAAAAGUCCCUGGUUGCAACCAUGCGUCGUUUCAGUGUGAUGAAGAAAGAGAGCAGUAUAACCCGGGACAUUAAGCUCCAGGCUGAAAGCCUCCAUCGACGCUUAGAAGCCCUUUCAAAACAAGUCCAAAGGACUGAGGAGCAGCAGGGACCUACUGCUGCUACAACACGGAUACAACGCUCCCAGCAUGCAGCACUAUACCGCAAAUUUCAACAGGUAAUGCUGCAGUACAAUGAAGGUCUGCUGAGCAAGCAGGAACGCUGUAAGCACUUCAUUAUUCGGCAGAUGGAGGUAUCGGGGAGGGAUGUGACGGAGGAGGAGGUGAAUGAGAUGGUGGACACAGGAAAAUGGGACGUCUUCAAUGAGAACCUGCUGAAUGAUGCCAAAAUCACACGAUCACAACUGUCUGAGAUUGAACAGCGACACAAGGAGUUGUUAAGCCUGGAGAACAACAUAAAGGAGCUGAGAGACCUGUUCAUGGACAUAUUCAUGCUGGUGGAGGAGCAGGGGGCCCACAUUGAUCAUAUUCAGACCAAUGUGGAGAGGGUACAGGAUUAUGUGGCUGCCUCUAAUGAGAAGUUCAAGUUGGCAGCCAGGUACAAGAAGAAGAACCCACUACGACAGCUGUGCUGCUGCUGCUGUCCUCCAUGGAAAUGUUGCUUGUAAAGAGUAUGCUUUUUUUUUUAACCUCAAUGGUCAACCCAAAUAUGGUUUUAUUUCAAAAGUCUACCUGCAGACUUACCUGAUGGGGGCUUGAAAGUACCAUUAAAGUGAAGGUUAUGGAACUGCAGGAUCUGCAGUGGUGAAGACAGACUCACCAGAGCAUGGAAAACAAUUAGGAGGAAAGGCCAGAAUUGGUAUUUGAAGCACUUGUUUCUUUCAAGUGGAUGUGGGGGGACUGCUAUUGGAAGAGACAGUUCACUGAGUGCUGCUCACCACCACUGCUGCUUAUUGGAGACCUUCACUGUCAUCUGACGGAGGUCACAGACAAGACCGGACCACUGCCUCUGCUAGAUCAGCAGAUAUUUCAACAUGUUUUUUGUUUUUUUCCCAAAAGAGCCUUUCCAUGUUUUUUCCUCCCUACCAUGGAAGCUCGAGUUGAUGACUAUUUGUUAUUUAUACAAUAUGAGCACUUUAAGACUUUUUUUCUCUUCUCUUUUCAGCUCAAAGAUAUAUUUCACAAAGUGGAGAAAGAUUGUCUUUUCUUGAGUCUUUCCUUUGUAUUUCAUUUUUUGAUCCACUUGAAAAAUAGAAUGUUUUAACAAUUACUCAUUAGUUUCAUUCGCAUUUCAAAGUAUGAUCAUGUUCUCUGAGAAAAAUAUUAUCCCUUUUAUUCCAUUUCAAAGAGGCAGGGAGUCAAGUAAAACUCUGAAUAACGAGCCUUGAUCACAAUAUACUGUCAAGACACUAGACUGAACUGCAAAACAAACAGUCUGAUGGUGGUGGCUGGGCGUCAGGCGGUGGUUGUUGGAUGAAACAGUCUGAUGGUGGUGGCUGGGCGUCAGGCGGUGGUUGUGGCUUCAAACCAGCUGAAAAUCUCUUACUUGAGCAGGAAUCAGCAGCAUGAACUUAUAUCCUGCUAAUAUGCUUUAUAACUGAUCAAUAGUAAACCUGUUGACAUUUUUCACCUUUACUUUGAGUUGACCUGAAAACACUAACUCAUUCCCCUCUGUGGAUAAGGACUAAUAAAACCAGUAAAAUGAGGCAGUAAA